AUGAACCAUCGUCGUCACCCCGGCCCCCAGUCGCCGUCGUGGCCGCCGCUGCCCUGUGAACCCAAGCCGUGCCCAUACGGGCUCGAGAGUCAGGAUGCUCCAGCACUGCUGCCGCCACCUUCCGCCACCGGCCGGCGUGAGCACCUGCUCCACCUGGUCAGCCGCACUCGUCUGCCGCCGGCUCCCCGCCGCCGGAGCUCCCUGUCGGCCGGACCUGGGCCGUGCUCUCAUCGGCUUGGUGCGGCUAGGGCAUCAUUGCUCGCUGCAACUGCCGCCUUCCGUUGCCGGCUGACGCGCUCCCCGGCCUCCCUCCAUCGCCCGCACCUGCCUGCCUCCCGGCCGCCGCCAGCCGUGCCUGAGCUCCCCAUGCGAAAUACCCUGCGAACCCCGCCCCAAGUGCCCACCCUCCGGGCCCUCCCGACCCGCCGUCUGCCGUCCGAGCCGGCGUCCGCGGCCCCGCAGCCGAAAACCCGCAGGGAAGGCCCCCCCCCUCGCCGCGCCCCGGCUUCAGCGUCGAGCCCGCCACCACGAUCGAACCCUACGAGGGAUCGCCGCAAAGGCCCGCCGCGGUACCUCGAUCGCCGAGCCUGGGAGAGCGCGGAUAGGGACGAGAGACGGAGGUUAGGGAGAGGAAAAGAGGGGAGAGAGCCGGGGGAGCGGAGAGAAGGAGGAGACCCGGGGAGGGAGAAGAAAAGAGCAGAUCCCGAGGAAGAGACAGGGGGCGACCGCCGACAGCGCCACGCGCUCCAGCCGGCGCCGGUCGGCCAGUGUAAUGGCACGCGGGCGCCACUCCUCACAGCUCCGUGCGGGCGCGGGUCGCGCGUGCCAUCGGCGCCGGGGGGCGCCCGCACCGCCACCGGGCAGCGGGAUCGCAACAGCGUGGGGCGAGAAAGCGUGGACGUCCUAGAGCAGGAGUGA
Ananas comosus (pineapple) is the source of this 918-nucleotide messenger RNA. RefSeq names its product vegetative cell wall protein gp1-like. The transcript is spliced from 2 exons. The coding region runs from base 1 to 918 and encodes 305 amino acids. The record is from RefSeq and is a predicted model, not a curated record. Lineage: Eukaryota; Viridiplantae; Streptophyta; Magnoliopsida; Poales; Bromeliaceae.